AAAUGUUGACAGGUAUGAAUCAAUAGGCUAUUAAGAAAAAAAUACAGUCAACUCUCUCUAUAGUCACUCCCGUUAUAGUCACAUUCUACUAUAUAGUCACACCAGUUGAAUGUUCAAAACAAUUUAUUAUUAAAAUCUAUCCUAUAUAGUCACAAUCUAUCUAUAGUCACUAUCACACUUAUCCUCAAAAAUCUUAUAUUAAAAAGAACCGUUUAUAAUCACAGUUAUAUAAAGAAUAUAUUAAUUGCUAGUCCGGAUAAGAUCUGCAGUGACACAUAUAGCUAUUUACUAUAAAAAUUGGGGAUAAGUAACAUAUAAAAAAUAUAUUGUUUUUGAAUCUCAAAGUCGUCUCUUUUUUAUGGCGCCUAAAGCUCGUGAAAUUGUUGUUACCUUGUUAGUAGUAGGUUCUAUACUAUUAGACUUGCACUAUGGGCCAUAUUCGCGUCUUUGGUGGCAAAAAAAUAGUGACAAUAAAGAAAAUGAAAUCUCAAAUUAUUUUCCGAUUCGUAUUGGUCAAACCACAAAAGCUGUUCUAAAUGAAAUGGACUUUUAUACCACUAUUUUACUAGGAAAUUCUGAAAACUCUUUUGCUCCUGGGUUUAUUUGUACUUCAGGCGUCUUUUCAAGCAGUGUAGAAAGUAGUUCUUCUGCUGCAGUUUCGAAUCUAUACGCUAGCAUAUUUCAAAAACGAACGCGUUUUUCUGGUCCACUUGUAAUAGGAUGGAAUGAUAAGGAUAUAAUUUCACAAUUAUCUCAAAAUAUUCCUUUUUUUCCUUUCUCUUUUCUUCUUGGAAAAUAUCUAAUAUUUGUUUAUAGUAUUGGCACUUCAUUACGCGAAGAUUGGAAUAAUGGUGGGUUAGGAUACAAAGCUUCACUCAACAAUAAAUAUCAUGAUAAACCGGCAAUAUUUGUAUCUACAAUUGAAGAUAAAGAUUGUACACUUGAAAUUUAUCAAGAUUACAAAAUUAAAAACCGGUUUGUAGCCAAUUCUCCAAAUGAAGUAUGGGAAAUUUCAAAGUUUAUAAAACAAUAUAAAGGAAUCCAACUUUUUGGCCUUGAAAAUUCCUUUACAAGAAAAUUUAUUCAAGAGAAUUCAAAACCCACAUGCUCGCCAGAUAAUUGGCACAAUUUUCCUUUAUUAAAAUCUGUAUUUGAUUACAAUCUUAAACGUCGAACACUUGCAAA
This is a messenger RNA of Rhizophagus irregularis DAOM 181602=DAOM 197198, 1185 nucleotides long. NCBI's taxonomy places the organism in Eukaryota, Fungi, Glomeromycota, Glomeromycetes, Glomerales, Glomeraceae. The record is from RefSeq and is a predicted model, not a curated record.